AUUUUUCUUCAAAACAAAACAAUGUCAAAAGUUAGGGUGAACGAUUCUUGAAAUAGUCGAGGGAAAACAAUGUCUCUGAUGCUCAACGGCCACAAACACAUUUCAGUAUCAACGUCCGCCAAAAGGACGCCUGUACGAUAUUCAGAACCAGCCCCCUUCGAGAAGUUAAAUUGGUUAAUCCACUUGUUGCAUGUUCGAGGUGACACCGGAGCGUGUAGAGAAUUGAUAGAGGACGAAAUUGAUAAUACAGGAGGACGGAAUGAGUUUCUUUACUACAAAAAGGGUUUGCUACUGAGAAAUGAGGGCAGGAUCUCAGAAGCUUUGGAAGCAUUCCAGAUAUGCUUGCGUAUCAGUCCAGAUAAUCCGGACAAUAUAAUGGAAAUUGGGAGCUGCUUAUUCGAACUGAAACGAUAUAAGUUAGCUUUGGAUGCUUACAAGGAAGCCGAAAGAAUAUCCAAUUCUCCAGACUGGCAGAUAUUUCACAGAAUCGCGAUGAUUCUACUUUUAAAUGAAGAUAUUGACGGAGCAAAGGAUUACGUAAGGAAGGCAGUUGAACAUGGAAAGAACGAGAUCUCCUAUGCACUUCUAGUGAGAAUUCUGAAAGAAGAACGAGAUUUCAAAUCCGCUCUAGCAGUAUGCAGAACAGCUAUAGAAUCUUGUCCCGACAGUUUAGAGAUGAUGUGUGAAGCAGGUUUUCUUCACCUACGACUUGGUGAAGAUCAACAUGCUUUCGAGAGAUUCAGCGAUGCACUUGCCUUCAAUCCGUACUGCUCAAAGGCCUUACUUGGAAUUGGCUAUGUGACACAGAGCCAUGGAGAAAUUGACGUUGCGCUCAGCAAAUACAAAUCGGCGAUCCAGUUCCAACCGAACUCCGUCGCAUUAUGGAACAACAUUGGUAUAUGUUUUCAUUCUCUGCAGAAGCAUAUUGCGUCGAUGAGCUGUCUGAAACGAGCUCUUUGGAUGGCACCUUUGAACUGGAAAAUUUUGUUCAACCUUGGCCUAGUUCACCUGUCCAUUCAUCAACAAGCUUCUGCCUUCAACUUCUUAUGUGCGGCUGUGAACCUAAGACCAGAUGCUGCAGGAGUUUUCAACGCCUUAGGAUGUAGCCUGAUGGAAUUGCAGGAUCCAGUAAAUGCUUUGCGAGCUUUCAAUCAAGCAUCCCUUCUUGCUCCACAUGACAUCAACAGUAUUCUGAACGCUACACUCUGUCUGGCUCUCAUUGGAGAUUUGGUAAAAUUCCAUCAGAAUAUGCAGGAAAUCGGGGAAUUCAUCAAUAGCCAUCCCAACGUACCCAAAGAGACUACGGAACUAUAUAAUCAACUCACCAAUGUUCCCCCCGAAGCCCUGAGUCUAUCCGCAAACGAGGGCUCCUCGACGAUGAAACCAAAUGCAAUCACAAAAGACGGAACAACGAAGAAAGGCCUCCCUGAGAAGUCGGAGACAAGAGGAAUUAGUGUACAGAGGCAUGGUGAAAUGGCAUCCGAUGAAGUAUAAAAUUUCGAAUACAAGUAUUGGAAUUACUCGGAUGAUUUGUGCACAUUAAAUAUUCAACCAAU
Molecule: messenger RNA, 1556 nt
Organism: Coccinella septempunctata (seven-spotted ladybird)
Lineage: Eukaryota; Metazoa; Arthropoda; Insecta; Coleoptera; Coccinellidae
Gene: BBS4
Product: Bardet-Biedl syndrome 4 protein
Exons: 10
Coding region: 70-1494 (474 amino acids)
Biological process (GO): cilium assembly; protein localization to cilium
Cellular component (GO): ciliary basal body
Molecular function (GO): protein binding
Source: RefSeq, a predicted model, not a curated record